AUGUCGCUCUAUGUCGACGAUCUGGACUCGAAUGUCACUGAUUCCCAGCUUUACGAUCUGUUCAACCAGGUCGUUCAGUUGGCCUCGAUUUGUGUCUGUAGGGACCUGACCACGCGACGAUCAUUGGGCUAUGGUUAUGUUAAUUACAGCAACCCGACUGACGCUGCUCGGGCUUUGGAGGUGCUGAACUCUACUAAUCUUAAUGAGAAGCCAAUUAGGAUUAUGUAUUCUCGACACAAUCCUAGUAUCCGUAAAAUUGGGGCUGGAAAUAUGUUCAUCGAGAAUUUGGACAUGGGGAUUGACCAAAAGCAUCACAUGGUUCAAUCUCAGAACGUGACCCCGGGAGUGAACGCGGUGCGGAACCAAUAG
Molecule: messenger RNA, 369 nt
Organism: Eucalyptus grandis
Lineage: Eukaryota; Viridiplantae; Streptophyta; Magnoliopsida; Myrtales; Myrtaceae
Product: polyadenylate-binding protein 2-like
Exons: 2
Coding region: 1-369 (122 amino acids)
Molecular function (GO): RNA binding
Source: RefSeq, a predicted model, not a curated record